CCAGCCUGCCUUGGGAUUGCCCCGCUGAGAUGGGCUCUGUCACUUCGGCUCUCAGUAGAUCCCGGAACACAGUGGUGCAGCUGAGCUCCCGGCAGCAGGCGCGGGAGACGGAGGAGGAGGAGGGGGCGUCGGAGGCUCGGCGCGCUACACUCGGGAUUCCGGAGCCCGGAGGUAAAGCCGGAGCUAGAGAUCGAGAGACGCGCGCCCCGGGAGCCUCGCUCACACCCGCCACUGCCUGGGAGCCCACGCCAACCUCCGAGCUGGAGCCCGAGAAGACCGAAGCGCGGUCGCUGUCCCCGGUGCUGAAUCCGCGCACAGAGCCCGAGCCCGAGCCAGAGCCCGGCGAGCAGAGCAUGGAUCAGCCCGACGUUCCCCCGAGCGGGAGCGCAGCAGGAUCUGCAGCAGAGGCCAGGGAGGAAGCCAUGGAGGAAUGGAGCUCGCCUGGAGAAGUCCUGGAAAACCCAGACACAGGAGAACUAGGCCUUGGGGCAGGUGCUGAGAUGCCAGCACACUACCCAGGGGGCUUACAUGGUUCUAGAAAGAGCCUGUGCCAGAGCAGCAAAUUCCAGGAUCAAGAGAAGGUUAUCGUCAUCGGGAAAGGCCUUACGAAGAAACUGAGGCCGGGUGAUGCAGUCCGACGUCUCAGGGAGUAA
This is a messenger RNA of Monodelphis domestica (gray short-tailed opossum), 653 nucleotides long. NCBI's taxonomy places the organism in Eukaryota, Metazoa, Chordata, Mammalia, Didelphimorphia, Didelphidae. The record is from RefSeq and is a predicted model, not a curated record.